AUGCGGUCUCAUGCAUGGUUCGCCCUUGUUCUAGUGGCUGAACUUUUGAGUACAGUUACAGGACAAAUACCUAACUGCACACUGGAUAUACCUCGUACACUGGACACCGAACAUGAUCCUACAUCAGACCCUGGUCUUAUAAAAGACCCAAAACAUGUCCUUUCAGUUGUCCCUGGACAUGGCCCUACAGAAGACUCCAAUCAUUAUAGUAGCCUGGGACCCAGUGUAGUGAGCAUUGAUUGUCUUAUUACUGAAAACAAGAUAUGGAACUUCUCCUAUGUGAAGGAAUGGAUGUCAAACAACAGUUUUGGUCCAGUGCACGUGUCCAUCACGUGUCAGUCAGGAGGGUGCGUACAUUUGAGACGUCCGAUCAAAGCCAAUAAUCUCGAAACACUCCAUAUCAAGUCAUGCCACAUCACUGGUACGGAUGAUACAGACUUUUCUGUACAAACUUCUCGAGAGAACUACACCAUCCGGCACCUGACAAUAGAGGACUCCAAUGUUGUUAUAUUAUUGUCUGAAUUACGGGCAUUUUACAUGGACAACUAUAAGCAAAACCAAGACGUGUACCCUUGUGGUUAUCCGCCAAGUCUGGAGCGACUCACAUACAGAAACACCAGUCAAACCACCUUACCGGAUAUCGACAUACCAGAUAGCGAAUUACUCGAACUCGAAAAGACAAUCGAACGGUACAACAUGGACAAGCAGCAAUGUAUUAACCCGAACCUAAAGUAUCUGGAGUUUACUCAGAAUUAUAUUAUCAGCGACCAUAAACUCUACGAACAAUUCCUUCAUAAGUAUAUAUAUCCGCGUCUCAAAGUCAUGAACAUUUCCCACCUCUUACUGAGCCGUGCUCCUGAUCAACUUUCAAAAUUCCGGUGGGAUAUUGAUUUUCCCGAGUUGGAGCUGAUAGAUCUGUCUCACAACAGAAUAACGACUAUCGACUUCACUUACCCUCCUCCGAAAAGGAAGCAUUUGACCGUUGACCUAUCUUAUAAUCAAAUAUCCGUCUUACGUCAACCAAGCAUACAGAAUCUACGGAACUUUUAUCCUGGUGUAGUCAACCUCAGAGGAAACCAGUGGGUGUGUAACUGUUCUCAACAAGACUUUGUCCAGUUUCUCCAGGAGGAAGAGGGUCCAAUCAUCGACGAAUACGCCUAUCUCGGCGAGGCAAGGUGCAGCCGACCUUUGUCUAGACUGGGACAAUACAUAAAGAACGUUGAAGACUUGUGCGGUCCAAGAUCGGACACACAGCUAUCUAAUCUCGUGCUUUAUGUUUGCUUGCCACCUCUUAUUCUCUGCUUCUUCGUUAUCAUUGUUCUCGUCAGAUUUAGGAGAGAAAUUCGUGUUCUUGUAUUUACAAGAUUCACGUCGGUUAGCACGUGUCUGUUUGUUCCUGUACCAACUUCGUCCAAGAGUGUGGAGAAGGACUUCGACGCCUUUGUGUCCUAUAGUUCACUGGACGAGACGUGGGUUUACGAUUUGUGUCGUCGACUUGAGGAAUCCGUCCACAAGUUUCGAUUGUGUCUCCACCAUAAACAUUUUAUUCCCGGCGCCUGCAUUUCUGACAACAUAAUAGAUAGUGUGGAGCGAAGUAGACACACGAUUAUGGUACUUUCUCCUAACUUCCUAAAGAGUGAAUGGUGCAUUUUAGAAUUUCGGAAAGCCUUCCAUCAAAGUUUGGUUGAGAAUGAGCGCCAUUUAGUAGUGGUAAUGCUCGAGGGAUUUGACGAAUCAUGUGUACAUGCCGACUUGAAACAUUUUCUUAAGACAUAUACGUACCUCAAGACGUCAGACUUUUUCUUUUGGGACAAACUUGUGUACGCGCUGUCAAAGAAUUGGAUUGAUCACCGGAAAAAGAAUCCCUCCGGUUCUGGUGGCGAUAAAAAUGCGUCUGAAGCGCUUCUGAGUGUCGCAAAGUCAGAAUAGACUUUCAAUUAGUAUCGUUCAUAUACCGUCUCCAGUCCACUCUCUGUCGUUUGUGUAACACGCUGUCUCCUGUCCAUAUACUGUACAUAUCGUCUCUAUUUCACUUCCGGCUGUUCAUACUGACGGGGUGAGAUACUAUCUCCCUCUCCGUAUACUGUACAUAUCGUCUCUAUUUCACUUCCGGCUGUUCAUACUGACGGGGUAAGAUACUGUCUGCCUCUCCGUAUACUGUACAUAUCGUCUCUAUUUCACUUCCGGCUGUUCAUACUGACGGGGUAAGAUACUAUCUCCCUCUCCGUAUAUUGUACAUAUCGUCUCUAUUUCACUUCCUGCUGUUCAUACUGACGGGGUAAGAUACUGUCUGCCUCUCCGUAUACUGUACAUAUUGUAUUUAGUCCACUUCUAAUUAUUUUAAAUUGCAAAUUGUCUUCGAUACGUUUUAAUGUGCCAGAAGUUAUGAUGUAAAUCUUUGUAACGUUGAUGAAUUCAGUGUUAACACUGUGAUGUAAAGAUAUUGAAACAUGUUUUCAUCAACCCACUUAUGGAUUUGAUAUACAAUGUUCAAAAGUACAAAAAAACUAUGAAGUUAGAAAGUCUUAUCGCAGUGAUGUACAUCAAGGACGUAUAUACAUAGAUCUAUAGUUUGCUAUGUACUUGCAUUAAGAGAAAAAAGAGGGAAAAUGGGAAGGGAGGAGAGAAAGAGGUCAUCGUAGCUAUUAAAAGAAAUAUAUAAAACUUUUGAAAGUUUUCUUGAUGUCGGCUUAGUGUGUCA
Ylistrum balloti is the source of this 2701-nucleotide messenger RNA. RefSeq names its product toll-like receptor 4. Gene Ontology annotation, cellular component: membrane. Bases 1 to 1929 code for a protein of 642 amino acids. The record is from RefSeq and is a predicted model, not a curated record. Lineage: Eukaryota; Metazoa; Mollusca; Bivalvia; Pectinida; Pectinidae. Gene Ontology annotation, molecular function: transmembrane signaling receptor activity. The transcript has a single exon. Gene Ontology annotation, biological process: toll-like receptor signaling pathway; immune response.